Messenger RNA from Parastagonospora nodorum SN15, 1035 nucleotides. RefSeq lists its product as hypothetical. The transcript has 5 exons. The record is from RefSeq and is a predicted model, not a curated record. The coding region runs from base 1 to 1035 and encodes 344 amino acids. NCBI's taxonomy places the organism in Eukaryota, Fungi, Ascomycota, Dothideomycetes, Pleosporales, Phaeosphaeriaceae.
AUGGCCGCUGUUCCUAGCGUCCUGUGCGUCUUCGUCGUAGCUCUUCGCGUCUGGACUCGAUGGCGGAGUAAAAAGUAUGAUCUAGACAGAGGAUACGCUGCUCGUGAUAGCAACGGCUCUGAACCUAGUGCUCUCCUUCACUACAUGUGGAUGUGCCAUCGAUCCGAUAUUGAUGAUGAAGGUAUUCACAUCCGCUGCCACCCAUAUGUCAUGCUUGCUAAUUUGCAUCGGUUAUCGUUCAUCUUGACGCUCAUCAAGCUGCGCUCGCCGAAUAUCUGGAUCAACUACUGUCUGUGGGCUAUGCUCUGCCUGAACGCUUGUUUUGCCGUUGGCGCGCCGCUUGCUUGUAUAAUGCAAUGCAAUCCGAUCGCCAAAUACUGGGACCGUCGCAUUAUUGGAUCUUGUGUUCACGCGGGAGCAUAUACUGUCAGCACAUCAUCCAUAGUUCUCGCGACAGACGUCCUCAUCCUUAUCAUGCCUUCAUGGAUGUUGCAUGAUCUCAGCAUGCCACUCGGCCGCAAGCUGAUGGUUAUAGCGUUCCUUUCAUUUGGAAUUGCUGUCACCGUUGUAGGUGCUGUGCGCACAAGCGUCCUCGUAAAGAAAUUCGUCAUCCAGGAAGUCGUUGAAGACCCAACAUAUGGCAUGUCCUACACUUUAUCAAACGUCGAGUCUGCUCUCGCCAUCAUUGGGACUUGCGGACCAACCGGACAAAAUCUCCUUGGUCUCUGUAUCCCAUCGCUCAAAACAGUCGAUGAGUCGAGGAAUCAAUUUUACGAGUGUCGAAAUACCGGACGCUCACGAGGGGAAAGACAGACCAGGCCAUAUGCCGUUGAUCUUCAGGGUCAGAUUGCAUCGAAGGAGAUUGACGAAGGAACCCAGAGGGAGUGUCAUUGUUCUCGCUCGUUUGGGUCGUCCGAGAAUUUCGUGAUGAUCAACUCCAUCACUAAGACUGUGACAUUGAGGGUCGAUGCUGCUCAAAUCGACUCACAUAGCGAGAACGAGCAACGAAUUAGCACCCCGCACAACAUAUUGUAG